GAUUUAUGUGUGCGUGUUCUUUUCUCUCUUGUAAAAAUUUUUUAACGCCUACCGGGAGGUCCAUUAUCUCCAGUUUAAAUAAAAUAAAUAUUUAUAUAAAAAACAUCACAAUUAAAUAAAUAAAUAGUUAAUAUUUAUAAUUAUCCAAUUGGUAUUAUUAUUAAACAAUUAUUUUUAUAAUUUUAUCAGUGUGUGUGAAUAAGUGAAAUUGAAAAUUAUAUUUUCACUUUGUCGGCGUCGUGUGAUUGUGUCAAUUUUUUUUCUCUUACAAAUUAAAAAAGAGCCAAAAAAAAAAAAAAGAAAAAAAAAGCCAAGCUACCGUAACACCAGGUGGAUCAAUUAAAACAUUAUUAAAUUUAAACAAAUAAAUUAAUAUUCAACUGUUGUUUUGGAAUUUGAUGAUUAAUAACAAUGAGUGAUUAUUCAGCGGUUGCUCCGCCACCAAAUUUCAGUCAAAGUGUGGCUUUUGCUGCUGCUUUACAGCGUGCUAAACAGAUUGCAGCUAAGAUUAAUCCAACAAAUGCAUCGAAUCCAGAUAUUAAAUUAAAACGUUCACUUGAAGAUAGCCAAGAACCUGAUACUAAAAAAUUGGCUGUUGAUCCAUUAUUGGGACUACGACAAUCAGGGCUUGGUGAUUCACAUGGUGGACGAGGAUUGAGUCAGUCUUCUUCACCACCACAACUUGGUGGAGGUGGUGGUGGUGGAGGAAGUGGAGGUAGUGGUGGUGGUGGUCUUGGUGGUAUUUGCAAUGAAGAUAUCAGGGUACCUGAUAAAAUGGUUGGACUGAUUAUUGGAAGAGGUGGUGAACAAAUAACAAGAUUGCAAAGUGAAACAGGAUGUAAAAUACAAAUGGCACCUGAAAGUGGCGGUCUACCUGAUCGUGUUUGCACUCUAACUGGCUCACGAGAAGCUGUCAAUCGAGCUAAAGAACGUGUAUUGUCAAUUGUCAACGACCGAUGCAGAGCUGAGGGUCUUGGUGAAACAGGCAUGGGUGGUGGUAGUAACAGUUCAGGAAGUAUUGGCGGUGGAAGUAUUGGAGGUGGAAGUGGACCAAUGAUGUCUUCAGGACAUGGUGGCGGUGGAGGUGGAGGAGGUGGUGGUUCUGUUGAAAUUAUGAUACCAGGACCAAAAGUUGGUUUAAUUAUUGGCAAAGGUGGUGAAACAAUUAAACAACUUCAAGAAAAAUCUGGAGCUAAAAUGAUUGUUAUUCAAGAUGGACCAUCAUUACAAGAACAAGAAAAACCACUUAGAAUAACUGGAGAUCCACAAAAAGUUGAAUAUGCUAAAAAUUUAGUUUAUGAAUUAAUUGCUGAAAAAGAAAUGCAAAUGUUUCAAAGAGGACCAAGAACAAAUAAUGAACGUUCAUCAAGUUUUUCAAGUGAUAAUGGAUUUGGUCAUGGUGGUAGUGGAGGUGGAGGUGGUGGAGGUGGUGGCUCAAGUCCUGAUGGUGUUGAGGUACUUGUACCGAGGGCAGCAGUUGGUGUUGUAAUUGGAAAAGGUGGUGAUAUGAUUAAAAAAAUACAAUCAGAAACUGGUGCACGUGUACAAUUUCAACAAGGAAGAGAAGAAGGACCAGGUGAUAGAAAAUGUUUACUCUCAGGAAAACCACAGGCUGUAGAACAAGCUCGACAAAGAAUUCAAGAGCUCAUCGAUAGUGUAAUUAGAAGAGACGAUAGAAAUCCAAUGGGUGGUGGACGUGGAGGUGGUGGUGGUGGUGGUAGUACUGGUAAUGGUAAUGGAUCACGAGGUAAUGGCUUUGGUGGAGGUGCUGGUCGUCCUAAUGAAUAUGGUGGAUGGGACAGACGUUCAUCUGGUGGUUCAAUGGAAAAUAAAAUUGAAACAACUUAUAAAGUACCAUCAACAAAAUGUGGAAUAAUUAUUGGAAAAGGUGGUGAAACAAUAAAGCAAAUAAAUCAACAGACUGGUGCUCAUUGUGAAUUAGAUAGAAAUAAUCAAGAAUUUGAAAAUGAAAAAGUAUUUUUUAUUCGUGGUUCACCAGAACAAGUUGAACAUGCAAAACGUAUAUUCAGUGAAAAAUUAGGUGGUGGUGGUGGUGGUGGUAUGGGAUCAAGUGGUGGAUCAUAUACACCAGGUGGUCAAGGUGGUCCAAUUGGUUAUAAUCCAACUUGGAAUCCAAAUUCUGGUUAUCAAUCAUGGCCAAAUACAGGACAACAAAGUGAUGCUAAUAAUACAGCUCAAUCUGUUCAAAUGAAUCCACAAACUGGUCAACCAGAUUACAGUGCACAAUGGGCAGAAUAUUAUCGUUCAAUGGGUAUGCAUAGAGAAGCAGAAAUGAUUGAACAACAAUCUAAACAAGCAAAGACUGAUCAACAACCAGCACCACCAGGUUCAGCUGGUGCUGCUGCAGCUGCUGCACAACAACAACAACAGCAACAGCAACAAGCUCAAGCACAAGCACAAGCUAGUCAACAAGGACAACAAACAGCAGCUACACAAAACGGUGGACAACCUGAUUAUAGUGCUCAAUGGGCUGAGUAUUAUAGAAGUAUUGGAAAACCAAAAGAAGCUGAAGCUAUUGAAGCUCAAAUGAAGGGUGGAAAAAUGAAUAUGCCAUCAAAUCAAAUGGCACAACCACAAAUGCAACAACAGCAACAACAACCUGGACAACCUGGUAGUAAUUCAGCAGCACCAGGUACACCAAGUCCAUUUCCUCAAGCAUAUGGUACUUAUCCAGGCAUGAAUCCUGGUGCACCUGGUUAUUAUCCAAGUGGAGGUGGUGGAGGAGGUGGAGGAAGUGGCGGUGGUGGUGGUAGUGGUGGUGGUGGCAACAGUGGCAGUGGAAAUACUCCAACUCAACAACAAUCUGGACAACAAAAUCCUGGUUUUGGUGGUGGAAUGGGCUACCAAAAUUAUCCAUAUUCACAACAAAAUUCUGACAACUAAUUUAUCAUUGGCUCAUUAAAAAAAACAACUUAAAAUAAUAUUUUUUUUCCAGAUAGCUUUCCAUUGGGAUGUUUUAAUGCCUGCUGUCGUCUUCAUAAUAAUAGUUAAUAUUAAAAUAUAUAAUAAUAAUUAUUAAUUAUUAUUGUUAUUGGAUGAAAUGGAAAAAAAAAAAUCAAGAUUUGUAACACUGAUUAGUUGUGCAGAGUUAAACACACAGUUAUUUAUAUACUACUACUAUGUCCUCCGA
Aphidius gifuensis is the source of this 3151-nucleotide messenger RNA. RefSeq names its product far upstream element-binding protein 3 (gene Psi). Gene Ontology annotation, biological process: regulation of DNA-templated transcription. Gene Ontology annotation, molecular function: mRNA binding. Lineage: Eukaryota; Metazoa; Arthropoda; Insecta; Hymenoptera; Braconidae. Gene Ontology annotation, cellular component: cytoplasm; nucleus. The record is from RefSeq and is a predicted model, not a curated record. The coding region runs from base 412 to 2904 and encodes 830 amino acids. The transcript has 10 exons.